This is a messenger RNA of Cantharellus anzutake, 546 nucleotides long. RefSeq lists its product as uncharacterized. NCBI's taxonomy places the organism in Eukaryota, Fungi, Basidiomycota, Agaricomycetes, Cantharellales, Hydnaceae. The record is from RefSeq and is a predicted model, not a curated record. The annotation marks the transcript as partial. The transcript has a single exon.
AUGUGUCGAUGGGUAGAAUCGACCGAACGAUGUGUUUGGUAUGUUAAGUAUGGAAGUCAGGAUGACAAAUUGAACGACCCUGUUAGGGUGAAGAGAUGGCCGCUGCCCCUCUUGGGGCACUUUUUAAGGAGGCAUGCGAAGGCCUUUGUCGCAGACUCGUACGUACGAGUGGUCGUAAUCCAGAUGAGGAUGUCGAGACUCAAACGGUUGCCUGGGCACGCGCAUCUGCGUUGCGUGGGGCGUGUUUUGAAUCCGUACUCGAGGUGGCUCGACGACCUUCGUGGGAUUGAUGAAUGGCGUAAAGAGCUGUACCGACACUUUUGCUUGGAACCGGCAAAGAGUCUGGCCAUGGAUCCCCAGGGUCUUAAACAUGAUAAGUUCAUCAUUGCGUUCGACGAGUGCACCAACAUGGGUUCAACACGCGAACCUGCCGUUCCUCGACACGGAUCCCAAGAUUGCCCAUUUUGCGUGAAGACAGUUGCUGGGCGAGAAAUGGAUCUGAUAGGACGUCAGAUUGACGUCAAGCUGCCGAAGUCCGCUCUGAAG